GAGACGCGGAGACCAGCACGCAGAGGGAGGGAGGGAGAGGCAGGGGAAGAGGAGAGAGAGGAGGCAGGAGAGAGAAGCAUCCUUGUGCUCCCUUCCUCCAGACGCCCUCCUCUGUCCGAGGGAAGCGGCCGGGGGCACUGAGUGGCAUAGCGAGAGAGAUGUAGGCACUGAAGACGUGAAGGACCCUGCCUUGCUAGUAGGACUGAGCGGCAGAAGGACAGACAGACCAACGUGAGGGGCAGCUCGGAGAGCGGAGCGUGGGACGAGAAGCUCGAGGACUGCCAGGCUGAACGACAGACGGCCAGACAGACAGAGGUGCCGGGACCCACUGCCAGACAGACAGGAGGCGGGUGCACCUUGGUGCUCUGCAGCUAGCAGGGCGAAGAAGGCAACAGCGGCGCCCCGGGAGCGAAUUCUGAGGAGCAAGGUGUAGCUGGGGGCCGCGGGGUCGUCUGCCUAAGCCGCCGCAGUCGCGGCUGCUGUGGUCGCUGCAGCCCUGCCGGCAGCCCAGCGGACGCUGCAGAAAGGUGUUUUUACUAGCAAUUAAAUAAAUCGACCAAAAAUAACAAUAAUAAGCCAAGCCAAACCAAACAAAGCCAAAUCAAUCCGUGAGAAACAAUUUCAAUAAAAGCCAAAAACUAAAUCAAAUCAAUCAAGGCACCAGGACGCUGGGGGGAUAUCCACUGUUUGGUCAAGGUGGAUGAUGUGUCAGACCGUGUAAGGGAAUCGCCUGGAGAUGGGGGUUCUGAACUGUUAAUGGGGACAUGGGACUCCCGUUGCCUCUGAUCACUUGUGUGGAUUUUCCUGGCAUCGAAAGACAGAAGCCGCUCAUAAGUCACCAAGACCGACAGCAGGAAUUCUGCGUGAAAGGGCAUCAAACCUUGUUAUUUUAAUUUGCAUCUGGGAGAAUGUCUGAGCCAGGAGACCUGAGUCAGGCCAUAGUGGAGGAAGGUGGGCCUGAGCAGGAGACAACCACUCCAGAGAAUGGUGUGGUUAAAUCCGAAAGUCUGGAUGAGGAAGAGAAGCUUGAACUACAGAGGCGGCUGGCGGCUCAGAACCAAGAGAGAAGAAAAUCCAAGUCAGGAGCAGGGAAAGGUAAACUAACUCGCAGCCUUGCUGUCUGUGAAGAGUCCUCAGCCAGACCAGGAGGGGAGAGUCUUCAGGAUCAGGAAUCAGUUCAUUUACAGCUUUCCAGUUUUCCCAGCCUGCAAGAGGAUGAUAAAUCUAGGAAAGAUGACUCUGAAAGAGAAAAAGAAAAGGAUAAAAACAAAGAUAAAACCUCUGAAAAACCCAAGAUCAGAAUGUUAUCAAAAGAUUGCAGCCAAGAAUAUACGGAUUCUACAGGCAUAGACUUACACGAGUUUCUGAUUAACACAUUAAAGAAUAAUUCCAGAGACAGGAUGAUACUCUUGAAAAUGGAGCAGGAAAUUAUUGAUUUCAUUGGUGACAACAAUAAUCACUAUAAAAAGUUUCCUCAGAUGUCAUCCUAUCAGAGGAUGCUUGUCCAUCGUGUGGCAGCUUACUUUGGGUUGGAUCACAAUGUGGAUCAGACAGGGAAAUCUGUUAUCAUCAACAAGACUGGCAACACAAGAAUCCCAGAGCAAAGGUUUUGUGACCAUUUAAAAGAUGAAAAAGGUGAAGAAUCCCAGAAGCGGUUUAUCUUGAAGCGAGAUAACUCUAGUAUUGAUAAAGAAGACCCUCAGCAAAACAGAAUGCAUCCAUUUAGAGAUGACAGACGAAGUAAAUCAAUUGAAGAGAGAGAAGAGGAAUAUCAGAGAGUGAGGGAGAGAAUAUUUGCACACGAUUCAGUUUGCUCCCAGGAAAGCCUUUUUGUGGAAAACAGUAGGCUCUUGGAAGACAGUAACAUAUGCAGUGAGACCUAUAAGAAAAGACAGCUCUUUCGGGGCAAUAGAGACAGCUCGGGGAGAACAUCCGGAAGUCGGCAGAGCAGCUCCGACAAUGAACUGAAGUGGUCUGACCACCAAAGGGCCUGGAGCAGCACAGAUUCCGACAGCUCCAACCGCAAUCUCAAGCCUGCCAUGACCAAGACGGCGAGUUUUGGGGGCAUCACGGUGCUGACCAGGGGUGACAGUACAUCCAGCACCAGGAGUGCCGGGAAGCUGUCCAAAGCAGGUAGUUCCGAGUCCUCCAGCAGUGCAGGCUCCUCAGGAUCGCUGUCUCGCCCCCACCCACCUCUCCAGACCACACCCCUGGUCUCAGGUGUGGCCGCUGGUUCUCCAGGCUGUGUGAGCUACUCAGAGAAUGGGAUGGGGGGCCAGGUCGCUCCCAGCAGCACCAGCUACAUCCUCCUUCCACUCGAAGCUGCAACAGGCAUCCCACCCGGAAGCAUCCUUCUUAAUCCACAUACAGGCCAGCCCUUUGUGAAUCCAGAUGGAAGCCCCGCCAUAUACAACCCCCCUGCCAGCCAGCAGCCUCUGCGAAGCACGAUGGUGGGGCAGUCCCAGCAGCAGCCCCAACAGCAGCCUUCCCCACCGCAGCAACAGGUCCAGCCACCCCAGCCGCAGAUGGCAGGCCCACUGGUCACUCAGGGGCUGCAAGCUUCCUCCCAGUCAGUGCAAUAUCCAGCUGUCCCUUUCCCUACCCAGCAUCUCCUGCCAGUGUCUCCGACGCCGCAGUUCCCCAUGAGAGAGGAUGUGGCCACACAGUUCGGCCAGAUGAACCUGAGCCGGCAGUCCUCAGGGGAGACUGCUGAGCCCCCAGCUGGUCCCGUCUACCCGCCGUCCCUCCUGCCACAGCCCACCCAACAGCCAAGCUAUGUCAUCACCUCCACAGGCCAGCAGCUCCCAACGGGGGGCUUCUCAGGCUCCGGACCUCCCAUCUCCCAGCAAGUCCUCCAGCCCCCUCCCUCGCCACAGGGAUUUGUGCAACAGCCUCCAGCUGCACAGAUGCCUGUGUAUUAUUAUCCAUCUGGCCAGUACCCUACCUCAACUGCUCAGCAGUUCCGGCCUGUAGCCUCAGUUCAGUUCAGUGCUCAGAGGGGCCAGCAGAUGCCACAGACAGCACAGCAAGCAGGUUACCAGCCGGUCUUGUCUGGUCAACAGGGGUUCCAAAGCCUCAUGGGGGUGCAGCAGCCACCUCAGAGUCAGGGUGUGAUGAGCAGCCAACAGGGAACUCCAGUGCAAAGCAUCAUGGUCUCCUACCCAACCAUGUCUAAUUAUCAGGUGCCGAUGACCCAGGGUUCUCAAGGACUCCCUCAGCAGUCAUACCAACAGCCAAUCAUGCUACCUAACCAGGCAGGCCAAGGGUCCCUCCCAGCCACUGGAAUGCCUGUGUACUGUAACGUCACACCGCCGACCCCUCAAAACAACCUUAGGCUGAUUGGCCCUCACUGCCCUUCCAGCACCGUCCCUGUGAUGUCGGCCAGCUGUAGGACCAACUGUGCCAAUAUGAGCAAUGCCGGGUGGCAGGUCAAGUUCUGAGCGCUCUGCCUGUGGUACAUUUCUCCAGAUAUUACUCAUGGCCUUUAAGGGAAGAGCAAGGUGGGAAGAUUCACUGAGGACUUAGGUAUUCACUCAACACCCAAAUGACUGCUGCUGGUAUUCUGUAAAAAAACAAAGACUAAUCCACACAUUAGCUGGUUAAUGGUGCAUAUUUCUGUCAUGUCUGCUAGGUAUGCCUUUAUAGCUUAGCUAGUGACAUGAAUUCAUCAAGGUAAGAUUUUCUCCUACCACUGAAUACCACUGUGUAGAUGAUAAUAUCCCUAAUUUGGAUUAUUAGUUUUGUACUUUGUGUUGAGUUUGUGAUGCUAAAAGUAUUUAAAAAUUAUAUACUGAAAUCACAUUGUACCAAAGCUGUAAUGGAAAAGAAAAGAAUUGAUGAAUGGAAGGAAUAAUUUAUAUAACUAUAGAGUUUUCUUUUUUUAAUGGAUAUAUACUGUAUUGUAGUGUUUAAUCAAAAUAAAACUAUUUGACCUUAUGGAGGAAGGUCAUGUUUUUA
Phacochoerus africanus (Common warthog) is the source of this 3957-nucleotide messenger RNA. It is a transcript of the gene ARPP21, whose product is annotated as cAMP regulated phosphoprotein 21. The transcript has 21 exons. The coding region runs from base 909 to 3440 and encodes 843 amino acids. Lineage: Eukaryota; Metazoa; Chordata; Mammalia; Artiodactyla; Suidae. Gene Ontology annotation, cellular component: cytoplasm. The record is from RefSeq and is a predicted model, not a curated record. Gene Ontology annotation, molecular function: nucleic acid binding.